CAUCAAUGCAAAACAUUCUGUUCUAGGUAAACAAUGAGCGAAACUACAAUGGACCGAAAAUUAUCAGAAAUAUUUGAUGAAGCAUUCGACUUGUAUAACUUUUUGAGUGGAAAUUAUUUGCAGAGUUUUGAAAUAUGUAAUAUUCCCACCAAUAGCCAGGAGUUUCAGGAGAAUGUCAAGAAAUGCAUCAAGCUCUUUGAAGACAGCACACGUUUAGUUAGUGUUUGCGGUCUAUUUAGCACAAAUGAGUUGUAUACCGAGCUACCAACAAGCGACUUGAAGUACUUAUUAUUGCCAUUUUUCCUGGGAAUUUUGACUCAAAAAAUUUGUGGUGGUUCACGCUCAGAUAUUGUUGAAGUGGCUGAAGUAUAUUUCAAAGACUUUUUGAAACGAUGCUCUGAAUAUGGUAUUUAUGAUGAUGUCAAACCAAUUGGUGGUGGAAGUAGUGGUGAAACUAACAGCUCAUCAAGUAUUACAACUCAGCAAGUAUUAACUCAGCAAGUAUUACAACGUAAUCAAAAACUCGAAAAAUAUCGCCAAAGGAAGGAAUUGGAAGAUAAAAUAAAACAAUUAAAAAUUGUGAUGAAGAGCCAACAAGUUGAUGAUGAUAUCAAACGUGAUUUUUAUAUUAAUUUGCUGAAAAUGAGCACUCACGAUGCACAAGAAGAAUUAGCGAGCCUUGUUCAGGAAAAGCAAAUGUUGAGUUUCCAACAAAAUCGCCAGCAAAUGGACAAAGAUGUUCAGCAUAUGCAUAAGACUUCUUCGGUCAGACCACUCAAACCCAUCAUAAUCACAAGAGAUUUAGCUCAAAAAGCUGUAUACGGUAUGGGGUAUCCAUCAUUACCUACAAUGACGGUCAGUGAAUUUUAUGAUGAACGUGUACGCGAAGGAAUUUUCCCAGAUCCAAGCAAAGCGUCAAAUAAUUCCAAUAGUCUACAAAGUCGUUAUAUGCAGGAACAAAGCAAUGAUUUCGAAGAACCAGAAGAUAUUGAACGUGAAAAAAAAUUAGAAGAAGAUGAUGAAUAUGAAAUUGCACGCUUACGUGCUAAAGACGAAUACAAGGACGAACAUCGCCGUGGUGAGGGAAACAGAUACAAUAGAAGUUAAAUUUUAUUCGAAACUUCUAGUUUGAAAAGUGAAUACAACAAACAAUUAAAUACUACUUUUUUCAACUUAUUUGAAAAUAAAAAAAAAACACAAUUGAAUAAAGGUUUUAAGCUAAUGUUGCCCUUUGUUGUCCGGA
This is a messenger RNA of Contarinia nasturtii (swede midge), 1243 nucleotides long. It is a transcript of the gene Tap42, whose product is annotated as immunoglobulin-binding protein 1. Gene Ontology annotation, molecular function: protein phosphatase 2A binding. The transcript has 5 exons. The record is from RefSeq and is a predicted model, not a curated record. NCBI's taxonomy places the organism in Eukaryota, Metazoa, Arthropoda, Insecta, Diptera, Cecidomyiidae. Gene Ontology annotation, biological process: regulation of dephosphorylation; regulation of signal transduction. Bases 34 to 1107 code for a protein of 357 amino acids. Gene Ontology annotation, cellular component: cytosol.